AUGGUUCCACGACUCCGGGUCCACCACGACACCAACCCGGCAUUCCGGGGCCUACCGUCCCGCUACGCGCCCCGCCUGGCGAACUCGCCCCCGGCGGCCGUCGGCACCGCCGACGACGACGGCAGACUGUGGACCUCGGUCUGGGGUGGUGGGCGGAGGGGCUUCGCCCGAGCGCUGGGCGGCGGUGGGGACGUGCUGGUCAUGGAAAGCCUUGUCGGCGGGCUGGACCCCGUGUCGGGUGCCUUUCUAGGCGGCGGCGACGGCAGCAGGCAAGCGGUCACGGCCAGGCUGGUGGGCAGGGAGCACAUCACGCCGACCAUCAGCCGGUUCUCGUUCACGCUCUCGCAGCCGUGCAGGUGGGCGGCAGGACAGCACGUCACGCUCGAUUUCUCGGCGAGGUUGGACGGCGGGUACGCUCACAUGCGAGACGGCGAUCCGCAGAGCCUAAACGACGACUCCGUCCGGACGUUUGCCGUAUCCGCCCCCCCCCCCCCCGUUCCGCCUUCCGGAGGGGACCGGCAGCCGUCGUCGCCGUCGCUGUCUGGAGAUUACGGCGCGCAGAAGCGGUCGGACGACGGGCCUCCUGCGGGCGUAUCCCCUCGACGGCACGCCGCUGGACGUACCGGUCAUGGGGUUCGGGGGUUCGGGGGGAUCGUCUCGUCUCUGAGCGGGACCGAGGGGGAGGGAGGUGUUCGCCGCGGCGGGGGAGGAGGGUUCCUCGACGGCACACGGCCGUCCUCAUUCCGGCUGCUGUGGAGUCUACGGGCGCAGGACCUGGACUUUGCUACGGACUCGUUUGGGAGGAUAGCGGGGUUGGCAGCGGUGACGACACUGUUCGUCACGGGGAUAGCGACUGCAGAGGAGAAGGCGGGGGAGGGGGAGACGGAGACGGAGACGGAGACGGAGACGGAGACGGAGGGGGAGGGGGAGAAGGCGGGGGAGGGGGAGAGGGAGAGGGAGAAGAAGAAGGAUGAGGAGGAGGAGGAUAAAGAUGUCAAGUCCAAGGGGCUGUUGGAGACAUUGGGAGUGGCUGGGGUGAAGACGAGACGUAUCGGGGCUGGUGAUCUGGUCGAAUUCAAGGAUCGAGAUGCCAAGCUUUACCUCUGCGCAGCGCCGAGGAUGACGGGGCAGUUGACGAGUUGGCUGGAGGGGGAGGAGGUGGUAUGGGAGGAUUUUGGAUAUUGA
Messenger RNA from Geosmithia morbida, 1185 nucleotides. RefSeq names its product Oxidoreductase. Bases 1 to 1185 code for a protein of 394 amino acids. NCBI's taxonomy places the organism in Eukaryota, Fungi, Ascomycota, Sordariomycetes, Hypocreales, Bionectriaceae. The record is from RefSeq and is a predicted model, not a curated record. The transcript has 4 exons.